Molecule: messenger RNA, 860 nt
Organism: Aureobasidium subglaciale EXF-2481
Lineage: Eukaryota; Fungi; Ascomycota; Dothideomycetes; Dothideales; Saccotheciaceae
Exons: 1
Coding region: 199-642 (147 amino acids)
Source: RefSeq, a predicted model, not a curated record
UGUUGCAGGAGAUGAUGAGGGACUUCAACAACCGCGGUUGAAGCCUGGCAUGCCUCGGCUCCGUUGCUUUCGUCGUCUUCCAAAAUGAUUCUCGCAAGGCGAAGCCCGCUAGAGGUUUAUUUUGACUGAACAAUUAGCCUCCAUACAAAAGACGAUUGAUCACACUACAGAGCGAUUGUCCGUUGGAAAGAGUCCGCUAUGUUGUGCUUCUCUUGUCAGAGUGAAGAGCGAACAGGGUCAUCCCCACAGCAUUGGUUGUUGAUUUUUGCAGAUCCCGACUAUCGUCAACUGCACAGUAUACGACUCGCCAGAUACCCCAGACGAGUGAACAGAUGUGAACCGCGUAGCUGUACAGUAUUUCAUGGAAGCUGUCCUCGGCUAUUGAGCAAGGUUCUGUCAAGACGUAGCAAUGUGAGGCUCAUCAUGACACUUUCAAUGUCCCCUCUCGCCGUUCUAAGUAGCCAUCGCCAUCUGUUGGUCAACUCGGUCAGCCGACUGGACUCUGUUCGUGUCGUCACUAUGACCAAUAUUCUUGUCAGGAGCGAUGGAGCGAUAGCAAAAUUGCUCGGCAAGACUGCAAGGAUUAUCAGCUUCGCAUCGAGGGCGGGUAUUCUCAACCACAUCAACAUACACUUGUGCUAGUAGGCGCUCCGCGCUCUCGAUGGAAGAUUCUCCAAAAAAUGUACAACUUUGAUGCACCGCUCUUCGGCCUCUUGCCUUACCCGCUCGUGCUCGUUCUGCUCGACAGAUUUCGGUGUUUUAUUAAGAGGGCGGAGUAUAACAGCAUCCUGACAGCAUGAUGGGCGAGAGUGGCGGAUACCGUCCGGUCAAGUCUGAAUCGAUCAGUGACAGCCGAUCUG